Vombatus ursinus (common wombat) is the source of this 4461-nucleotide messenger RNA. Its product is annotated as pre-mRNA-processing factor 40 homolog A-like. The transcript is spliced from 26 exons. Bases 93 to 3221 code for a protein of 1042 amino acids. Gene Ontology annotation, molecular function: protein binding; RNA binding. The record is from RefSeq and is a predicted model, not a curated record. Gene Ontology annotation, cellular component: U1 snRNP; U2-type prespliceosome. Lineage: Eukaryota; Metazoa; Chordata; Mammalia; Diprotodontia; Vombatidae. Gene Ontology annotation, biological process: mRNA cis splicing, via spliceosome.
UACGUACUCUUCUCUUCCCCGGGGGAAGUUGGUGGAGUUUUCCCGGCGGGGGACUCGGCGCAGAAACUUCCUCCGUCCCCCUCCCCCCCUCCAUGCAGGCGACGCCGAGCGAGGCCGAGGCCGGGGGCGAAUCGCCGCAGAGCUGCGUGCAAGCUGCGCGCGCUGAUUGGACGGCGGGGAAGCCAGUCAGCUUAUUGGCCCCGCUGAUCCCGCCCCGCAGCUCCGGGCAGCCUCUACCCUUUGGCCCCAGCGGGCGCCAGCCACUCAGAUCGCUCCUUGUUGGAAUGUGUAGCGGCAGCGGCCGCCGCCGGAGCAGCCUCAGCCCGACGAUGAGGCCGGGGACGGGAGUCGAGCGUGGAGGCCUCAUGGUGAGUGAAAUGGAGAACCGCCCUCCACCGCGGGGUCCCGGGAACGGGGAGCGGAGACUGUCCAGCUCAAGCCUCUGCUCCAGCCCAUGGGCCUCUGCGGACGGCUACCUGAGGAGACGGCCCUCGAUGGGACACCCUGGCAUGCAUUAUCCACCCAUGGGAAUGCACCCUAUGGGUCAGAGAGGAAAUAUGCAACCUGUACCUCAUGGAAUGAUGCAGCAAAUGAUGCCCCCUAUGGGAGGUCCUCCAAUGGGACAAAUGCCUGGAAUGAUGUCUUCAGUCAUGCCUGGGAUGAUGAUGACUCAUAUGUCUCAGGCUAGCAUACAGCCUGCUUUACCGCCAGGAGUAAACAAUAUGGAUGUAGCAGUAGGUGCAACAUCUGGCACACAAAAAUCAAUGUGGACUGAACAUAAGUCUCCUGAUGGAAGAACUUACUAUUAUAACACAGAAACAAAGCAGUCUACCUGGGAAAAACCUGAUGAUCUCAAAACACCUGCUGAGCAAUUAUUAUCUAAAUGCCCCUGGAAGGAGUACAAAUCUGACUCUGGAAAGCCUUAUUAUUAUAAUUCUCAAACAAAAGAAUCUCGUUGGGCCAAACCCAAGGAACUUGAGGAUCUUGAAGGAUACCAGAAUACCAUUGUUGCUGGAAGUCUUAUUACAAAAUCAAACCUGCAUGCCAUGAUCAAAGCUGAAGAAAGCAGUAAAGAAGAAUCAACCACAACAUCAGCUGCCCCAGUUCCUACAACAGAAAUUACAACUACAAUGAGCACUAUGGCUGCUGCUGAAGCUGCAGCUGCUGUUGUUGCUGCUGCAGCUGCCGCGGCUGCAGCAGCUGCCGCAGCCAAUGCUAGUGCUAAUGCUGCCAUAUCAACUCCUUCCUCCAUUGUUGCUUCAACUGCACCAAUUGUCACUGAGCCUGAAGUUACUUCCAUUGUUGCUACUGUCAUAGAUAAUGACAAUACAGUAACAAUUUCAACUGAGGAACAAGCACAACUUGUUACACCUAUUGUUCAUGAACAAAGUGCAGAAGUAUCUAGCAAUGUACCAGAGGAAGCGUCAAAGCAGGAGGCUUCAGUAGAUUACACCCCUAAAAAAGAGGAAGAAGAUAGUCAACCUGCUAAAAAAACAUAUACUUGGAAUACAAAAGAAGAAGCAAAGCAAGCUUUUAAAGAGUUAUUAAAAGAAAAGCGAGUACCAUCUAAUGCCUCGUGGGAGCAAGCAAUGAAAAUGAUUAUUAAUGAUCCCCGAUACAGUGCCCUGGCAAAGCUUAGUGAAAAAAAGCAAGCCUUUAAUGCAUAUAAAGUCCAGACGGAGAAAGAAGAAAAAGAAGAAGCAAGAUCAAAAUAUAAGGAAGCUAAAGAAUCCUUUCAACGGUUUCUUGAAAACCAUGAAAAAAUGACUUCCACAACCAGAUAUAAAAAAGCUGAACAAAUGUUUGGAGAGAUGGAAGUAUGGAAUGCAAUAUCUGAGCGAGAUCGUCUUGAAAUUUAUGAAGAUGUCUUGUUCUUUCUUUCAAAAAAAGAAAAGGAACAAGCAAAGCAGUUGCGAAAGAGAAAUUGGGAGGCCUUAAAAAAUAUACUUGACAACAUGGCUAAUGUUACCUACUCCACUACUUGGUCUGAAGCCCAGCAGUAUCUGAUGGAUAACCCUACCUUUGCAGAAGAUGAGGAGCUACAGAACAUGGACAAAGAAGAUGCAUUGAUAUGCUUUGAAGAACAUAUCCGGGCUUUAGAAAAAGAAGAGGAAGAAGAAAAACAGAAGAGUUUGUUACGAGAAAGGAGGCGGCAGCGUAAAAAUAGAGAAUCUUUUCAGAUAUUUUUAGAUGAAUUGCAUGAACAUGGACAGUUGCAUUCUAUGUCAUCUUGGAUGGAGUUAUAUCCAACAAUUAGUUCUGAUAUUAGAUUUACCAACAUGCUUGGUCAGCCUGUUUUUUCAUUAGGAUCAACUGCACUUGAUCUUUUCAAGUUUUAUGUUGAGGAUCUAAAAGCACGUUAUCAUGAUGAAAAGAAGAUAAUAAAAGACAUCCUAAAGGAUAAAGGAUUUCUGGUUGAAGUAAAUACUACCUUUGAAGAUUUUGUUGCAGUAAUCAGUUCAACUAAAAGAUCAACAACAUUAGAUGCUGGAAACAUCAAAUUGGCUUUUAAUAGUUUGUUAGAAAAGGCAGAAGCCCGUGAACGGGAAAGAGAAAAGGAAGAGGCUCGUAAGAUGAAACGAAAAGAGUCUGCAUUCAAGAGUAUGUUGAAACAAGCUGCUCCUCCGAUAGAAUUGGAUGCAGUCUGGGAAGAUAUUCGAGAAAGAUUUGUAAAGGAACCAGCAUUUGAAGACAUCACUCUAGAGUCUGAAAGAAAAAGGAUAUUUAAGGAUUUCAUGCAUGUGCUUGAGCAUGAAUGUCAGCAUCAUCAUUCAAAGAACAAGAAACAUUCUAAAAAAUCUAAAAAACAUCACAGGAAACGUUCACGUUCUCGAUCGGGCUCAGAUUCAGAUGAUGAUGACAGCCAUUCAAAGAAAAAGAGGCAAAGGUCAGAAUCCCGGUCUGCUUCAGAACGUUCUUCUAGUGCUGAGUCUGAGAGAAGUUACAAGAAAUCGAAAAAGCAUAAGAAGAAAAGCAAGAAAAGGAGACACAAAUCUGAUUCUCCAGAGUCUGAUGCUGAACGAGAAAAGGAUAAAAAAGAAAAAGAACGAGAAAAUGAAAAAGAUAGAACUAGGCAGAGAUCAGAAUCAAAACACAAAUCACCUAAAAAGAAGACUGGAAAGGAUUCUGGUAAUUGGGAUACUUCUGGCAGUGAACUGAGUGAAGGGGAAUUAGAAAAACGGAGAAGGACCCUCUUGGAACAACUGGAUGAUGAUCAAUAAAUUAAUUAUACCAAAUAUAUGUUUACAGUAUAAUUAAAAAAAUGUCUAGUUCAGGACAGGGAUUCUGAUGUUUUAAAUUCCAUUGAAGCAACACUGGGUUUUAAUUAUAUCACAGGAAGAAGUGCAUUACGUAAUGUUACAGUGGAGUUGACUUUAAAUCUGCAAAAGAGAAGGAAAUUCAAAACUGAACAUGAAAACUUUUGAUUCUGUAUAGAGAAUCAUUUUCAUAUCAUCACUCUGAAGCCCCUUUUUAGGGUACAGCAAAAUAGAUUAGAGAUGGUGAUUUAUUGAUUGUCCUUACUUUUGUGUUCUAAAGUCAAUGCCACAAAUAUACAUUUUUGAGGUAGUUUGAAAUUUGCAGAAGUUGGAUUUUGAAGAUAUAAUGAAACCUUUUUUGAUGCAUAGUGGUACAAAAAAAGCACCAGCAACUGAUCAAAAUGCUUUUUUGUGCACUUCCUAACUGGUUUAACUGAUGUGAAUUUUUAUGGUGAACUAAAAAAAAAUAGGUGUUUUUUGAUGGAAACCCUUAACUAAAUAGUAGUGCUAAUGGGCACUGCUGUAAUUAUAGCCACCAUUGUUAAUUUUAAGAGCAUCUGGAUGAAUAAAACAGAAGGCUAUUGUGAGGGCAUUAUUUGAACAUCUGUUUUGAGGCGAUGUUUAAAAAAGAAAUUAACAUCAAAUCAGAUUGUAAAUUAAUUUAAAUAUGUUGCCUUAAGGACCUACUAAAGAAUGUGCCACCAAAUUUUAAGUGACAGUUGCAAUAUCCUUGUCUAAAAAAAAAAAUCAAUGUUGACUUAAACAUUUUCUUUAACAAAAGUUGUCUUGAUUUAAAAAGAAAUCAGAUCUCUUUCCGUCUUUCUCUCUCUCUCUUUUUUUUUAAUAUCCUCUGUCCAGUUUUUCAUUGAGGAAAACUUUUCCCUACUCAGUGAGAAGUAUUGACUUCUGUGGUACACAUUCUAAAGCAUUUCUGAUUUGAAUAUUUUUGUACAUUUUUAUCGAUUAUUAAACCUUCUCUUCUAGCGUGUACUAGUAUUUAUUUCUACUUGAAAUACGCUGUACAGCUCUAACAGAAAUAUGGAUAUUUUCUGAUUCAGUUAAGCAACAAUGUGGUGUAUUUACUCUAAGCCCGUCGAAGUUUCUCUUAAUAAUUCAUCUUCCUUUCCCAUGUAGAUUACUUUGCUUUUCUAAUGAUACUUAUAAGAGUACUUAUAAAUAAAUCAGUGCAUAUGAGGCCCCUUUA